AUGGCCAUCGACUCCGGCGGCGGCGGCGGCGAUUGCAGCGGCGACGGAGCAAAGCGGCAGAGGGUGGAUAAGCAAGGGGAUCGAUGCGAAGUGGUGGGCUCGGAUGUGGUCCUGAUGGACCGCAUCUCUGCGCUGCCGGACGAGCUGCGGCAACGCAUCCUGACGCACCUCCCCCUCAAGGACGCCAUCUACACGGGGGCGCUCGCACGCGGGUGGCACAACCUGUGGAAGGGCCGGUGGGCGAACCGCGCCUCCCUCGAGGUGCACCCCUGCUCCCGCGACGCCCAGCAGAGGGAGCUGGACGCGUUGGAGCACGAACCGCGCCUGCGCCGCCGCCUCGACCGCUUCUCCCUCAUCGUCCACAUCUGGAAACUCCGACAUUCUUUUAUCACAAGCAGUCGCGGUCGGUGA
Miscanthus lutarioriparius is the source of this 411-nucleotide messenger RNA. NCBI's taxonomy places the organism in Eukaryota, Viridiplantae, Streptophyta, Magnoliopsida, Poales, Poaceae. The record is from the annotation of a GenBank genome assembly.